AUGGUCCAGAGAAUUUGUCUUUACCGGGUGGAUUACAAAAAAUGCUUCAAACUCAAGCCUGGAUCUAAGGUCAUUGCGGCGGAGAUUCUCAAUUCUGGGACCGUAUUCCAAAUGGUGGCCGAGUACGAACGUCAAAAGAUGGACUUGUCGAAAGAAAGCUAUUCUAUAUGGCCCAACUGCAUAAUGCGCUCAUACGCUGCCGCCAGGCAAUUUUUGGCCCAGUUUGCCCACGCUGUCAAAUCGUCUGAUGACUGCAGCACCUCUCAAAAGCAAUUGGCAGCAAAGCUUAGGAUUGUUGAUAACUUUCCAGUCCAUCAUGACUUCAUGAAUCGUGGAAGAUCUGGAGACCCUUAUGUCGAAGGGCAAGACGACGAUAUGUUACCUGCACGAGAAGACACACCUGAAUCAUACUACGUAGAUGGUCCCCACGAUCCGGAAGAAGAGCCAUCCCGCGUCUUUAUAAUGGAAGAGCAUAUUGAAGGUUAUUCAACCCUUUUGUCCGCCGCCACAAAAGACUACUAUAUCAGUAACCACUCCAAGACCAUCGACUUGUUGUUACACUCUUUUCAACACUGGGUCCAUGCGCACACCAAAGGUCAGAUGACAAUUACCAACUUCAAGGGAAAUCCUCCGCUAAUAGCUAAACCACAAAUUGUGGAUUUGAACAAUAAGUAUGGAAAUUUCUAA
Messenger RNA from Puccinia graminis f. sp. tritici CRL 75-36-700-3, 687 nucleotides. RefSeq names its product AKL19. Gene Ontology annotation, biological process: protein phosphorylation. The coding region runs from base 1 to 687 and encodes 228 amino acids. Gene Ontology annotation, molecular function: ATP binding; protein serine/threonine kinase activity. The record is from RefSeq and is a predicted model, not a curated record. The transcript is spliced from 2 exons. NCBI's taxonomy places the organism in Eukaryota, Fungi, Basidiomycota, Pucciniomycetes, Pucciniales, Pucciniaceae.